UCGGCGGGCAUCGUCAUGUACAAGCUCACUACGGGCCGGGUGCCAUUCCGAGGAAAGUCGAAGCAGUUGCUCCGUGAACGCAUCAUCGCGUCGCCGCUAAAGUGGCCACGGCCUGAGGACCAUCCAAACUCGGCGACCACGCCGUCCAAGGACCUGGCGUACCGGAUGCUCAAGAAGAACCCCAUGGAACGCCUCGGCUCCCGCAACUACAUUGACUUGAAGACGCACUUAUUUUUCGAUCAGUUCAACUGGCAGAGACUGUACAGCAAGACUGAAUUGUGCAACAUACCAAGCAUCACCGAAAUUAUGAACAGCGACGCCGAGAAAGACCGCAAGACGGGGGACCCCGAGGACAAGCGAAAGCACCAGCAGAUCGAGGAGAUGACCGACGUCAGCGCCGAAAGCCAAAAGCCGUUGCUUUGCUACGCUUCGUCAAGUUUCAAGAAACUCAUGCUCAAGGUAAAGUCAAGCAGGACGCCUAUCAAGGUAUCCGAAGCUUUCAUGGAGUCUAGCGGUGAGAACAGCGCUGCCAUAGACUAUCGUGCGGGCUCUUCGACGUCCACGAGUCGACCCGCAAAGCAGUAGCUGCCCACACGAAACACCCCAAACGUUGCGAGGAACAGUGGGUGGCGACACUGCACAGAUCCAGGCCCGAUAUCCAGGACGUGAUCCUUGGGUGGGCUGAGAGGGUUGCGGAGGACUACCGUGUGUGGCACCCUCCCUCCCUCAAUACCUGUAGCCGUUUCCUUCAAAAGCGAAAAUAAA
Dermacentor andersoni is the source of this 765-nucleotide messenger RNA. NCBI's taxonomy places the organism in Eukaryota, Metazoa, Arthropoda, Arachnida, Ixodida, Ixodidae. The record is from RefSeq and is a predicted model, not a curated record.